Stylophora pistillata is the source of this 1575-nucleotide messenger RNA. RefSeq lists its product as uncharacterized. Lineage: Eukaryota; Metazoa; Cnidaria; Anthozoa; Scleractinia; Pocilloporidae. The record is from RefSeq and is a predicted model, not a curated record. Gene Ontology annotation, molecular function: protein binding. Gene Ontology annotation, cellular component: signaling receptor complex; plasma membrane.
AUGGCUGAUACCCCUGGAUUCCUCCUUGUCGCAAACCGUAAGGAUAUCCUCCGUGUGGAGCUGGACCCAGUUGCACACAAAACUCUGGUCCCACGUCAGAUGGCAGCUGUAGCUAUCGAUUUCGACUUUGGCACGGGAUUUGUUUUCUGGACUGACGUAGCUGAAGGCAAUAUCCAGCGUGUACCGGUCGAUAACGGCGGAAAUACAGAGGUGUUGAUAGAUGGUCUUGUAUCGCCUGAGGGACUGGCUGUUGAUUGGAUGAAUAAGAAGCUGUAUUGGACCGACACGGGGACAGAUACGAUUGAAGUGGCGGGCUUCGAUGGCGGCCAUAGAAUGGUUCUGAUUAAUACAGGACUGAAAAAACCGAGAGCUCUCGUUGUACACCCCAGUGCUGGAUACAUGUUUUGGUCUGAUUGGGGAAAUGCAGCCAAAAUUGAAAAAUGCGGUAUGGAUGGAGAGAGUACAUCACGGAAAGUUCUCGUCAGCAAUAACAUCGUUUGGCCAAAUGGACUCACCAUAGACUACAACGACGAUAGAAUUUGGUGGUCUGAUGCGCGAUUGGGCACGAUCGAGUCCAUAGACUUAAACGGUGGAGAUCGAAGAGUCACUUUACGAAGCAACCGAGCUCGGUACACCUUCGGUAUUUCACUUUUUCAAGACUCUGUCUAUGUAGCCAAGCGGCAGGGAGGGCGGAGGAUACUUAAAAUGGACAAGUCUGGGAGCAAGAGACCGAUGACCAUACUGCGACAUCUGUAUGGACCACGAGGAAUUGUGGUAUAUCAUUCGUCAAGGCAGCCGGGAACAGGCAACAAUCCAUGCAGUGAUUCUGUGGAUUCCGGAGGCUGCAGUCACAUCUGUUUAUUAGCUCCAAAAGAUCUCGCUCCAAAAGGUUACUCUUGUCACUGUCCCCCUGGAUUGGUGAUGCUUCAAGAUCAAAAGACGUGCAUGUCCUCAGAUGGUUUAAAGUGCAGUGAACGAAUGUGUCUCAAUGGAGGCACCUGUAUCGAAAAAGCAAAAACACUUCCCAGAUGUAGUUGCCCGUCUGAUUAUAAAGGACCCAGAUGUCAAGAAAUCAUCCCAACGCUGGCACCAAUGCAAGUUUCCACCACAACUUCUCCCUCAACGAGAAAAGCUUCCAAUGGAUCCUGUGGUGCCGAUCAGAUCAUGUGUAAAGAUACAGGAGUGUGCGUUGACAAAGCUUCUGUUUGUGGUGGUGACGAUGGUGAUUGUAGAGAACUCUCAGAGGAAGAGCUCUGUGGUAAUGCAACCGUUAUUUCAAAAUGUGGAAGUAAACUAUUUAAAUGCCGUGAAACAGGACACUGUUUGAAAAACUUUCAUGUUUGUGACGGUUCUUACGACUGUGAUGACAAAUCAGAUGAAGAAGGCUGCAAUAGUACAGUUCCUUGUGGUGCCAGUGAGUUUAAAUGCCGCGACUCUGGAGCAUGUAUGCCCGAGAUUGUAUCCUGUGAAAAAUUUCCUCAAAUAGGAGAAAAGGCUUGCAUUGCAGUUAACCCAACAGCACCCAUCAGCUUACCGGCGGCGUCACUUGAGACUUGUAAGUACAACACUAAAUGA